AUGGCUGGAGGCGUCAAGAGAGACCGCGAUGGCAAUGCUCGUGCUAAGCCCACGCAGGAUUUGCCGCGGGGCAGAUUCCAUGCCAUGUUUGAGAACUUCCGAGAUGAGCUGGACGAGCAUUACGAUCGCAGGGAGCGCGUCAUCAAGGUGUCGAGAGACGUGACGGCGCAGAGCAAGAAGAUGUCAUGGCUCACUCUACGCAGGGUCAAAGAACUCAACAAGGAUUUCCCACAGGGAAUACAUCAGGAUGUUGACACACGCCUGAGCGAAAUCUCAAAACUGCUCUCAACCAUUACCGCCGAUGUGCAGUCCAUCAACCGCUAUCGCUACGGUAAUUCCCUGAAGUGCUUGGAGGAGCUCGUCGAGGCACUCUCAUUUGCACACUACCUACGGCACCAAAAGGUCAUCACACUAGAGGAAACGCAAGCAGCUACUCCCGCAGACGUCGUGCUGACACCGCACGACUACAUGUAUGGCCUGUUUGACCUGUUCGGAGAGCUGAUGCGGUUCGCAACGGUCACGACGGCGCAGUCGGGCCAGCUCGUUGGCGAUUACGAGAGGAACAUUCUCAGCGACAUACAGGAACUUGGAUGCUCAUUUGAGUUGCUACCUCAGAUGCCAACCAAGGAUUUUCGCAGCAAGAUGGAGGUCAUGCGGCAAAGCAUCAACAAGGUUGAGAAGCUGGGCUAUGGUCUUGUAGUAAGGGGUAGUGAGCGACCCAAGGGGUGGGUUCCUGACAUGAAAGAUGACGAUCCUCGACCUUCAUCACCUGUGUGA
Molecule: messenger RNA, 777 nt
Organism: Trichoderma virens Gv29-8
Lineage: Eukaryota; Fungi; Ascomycota; Sordariomycetes; Hypocreales; Hypocreaceae
Exons: 2
Coding region: 1-777 (258 amino acids)
Cellular component (GO): nucleus; cytoplasm
Molecular function (GO): RNA endonuclease activity; sequence-specific DNA binding; RNA binding
Source: RefSeq, a predicted model, not a curated record